AUGGAACAAGGAAACCAAACCCAAAUGUCUAAAUUUAUCCUCCUGGGACUUUCAGAAGAGGCAGAGCUGCAGCCUCUCCUGUUUUGGCUGUUCCUGUCCAUGUACCUUGUCAUCUUCAGUGGGAACCUGCUCAUCAUCCUGGCCAUUGUCAUGGACUCCCACCUCCACAUGCCCAUGUACUUCUUCCUCUCCAACCUGUCCUUUGUAGACAUCUGUUUCACCUCCACCACCAUCCCCAAGAUGCUGUGGAACAUCCAGACACAGAGCAAAGUGAUCACCUAUGCAGGCUGCCUCAGCCAGAUGUAUUUUUUCAUGCUUUUGGCAGGAUUAGACAACUUUCUCUUGACAGUGAUGGCCUAUGACCGGUUUGUGGCCAUCUGUCACCCACUGCACUACAUGGUCAUCAUGAACCCCAAGUUCUGUGGCAUCCUGCUUCUGGUAUGCUGGGUUUUGAGUGUUCUGGACUCUCUAUUACAAGACUUAAUGGUUUUGCAAUUGUCUUUUUGUACACAGUUGGAAAUCCCUCACUUUUUCUGUGAACUUAAUCAGGUGAUCCAACUUGCUUGUUCUGAUACCUUCUUCAAUAACCUGGCGAUUUAUCUUGCAAGUGGACUUCUGGGUUUUAUUCCACUCAUUGGUAUCCUUUCUUUUUCUAGAAUUGUAACCUCCAUUCUGAAAAUUUCAUCUUCUGGGGGCAAGUAUAAAGCAUUUUCCACGUGUGGGUCUCACCUCUUGGUUGUCUCCUUGUUCUGUGGUACAGGCUUUGGGGUGUAUCUUAGUUCUGCUGCUUCACAAAACUCCAGGACAACUCCCAUAGCUUCAGUGAUGUACACAGUGGUCACACCCAUGCUGAACCCCUUCAUGUAUGGUCUGAGGAACAGAGACAUAAAGCUGGCCCUAAGAAAGCUCUUUAGCUGA
Neomonachus schauinslandi (Hawaiian monk seal) is the source of this 918-nucleotide messenger RNA. Its product is annotated as olfactory receptor 7A17-like. The record is from RefSeq and is a predicted model, not a curated record. Gene Ontology annotation, cellular component: membrane. The coding region runs from base 1 to 918 and encodes 305 amino acids. The transcript has a single exon. Gene Ontology annotation, molecular function: G protein-coupled receptor activity; olfactory receptor activity. NCBI's taxonomy places the organism in Eukaryota, Metazoa, Chordata, Mammalia, Carnivora, Phocidae. Gene Ontology annotation, biological process: G protein-coupled receptor signaling pathway.